Messenger RNA from Diachasma alloeum, 1113 nucleotides. RefSeq names its product cAMP-dependent protein kinase catalytic subunit 1-like. Gene Ontology annotation, molecular function: cAMP-dependent protein kinase activity; ATP binding. Bases 1 to 1113 code for a protein of 370 amino acids. Gene Ontology annotation, cellular component: cAMP-dependent protein kinase complex; nucleus. The record is from RefSeq and is a predicted model, not a curated record. Gene Ontology annotation, biological process: peptidyl-serine phosphorylation. The transcript has a single exon. NCBI's taxonomy places the organism in Eukaryota, Metazoa, Arthropoda, Insecta, Hymenoptera, Braconidae.
AUGAGAUCAAGUGCGCGGGCAAAUGGCAGCCCCAAGAGUGGAGGCAAUUCUCGAGGGCCAGGAUCUCUUUCUGUCCGGAAACCGAGCUUCUGCGAGUAUCAAGCCAUUCUCGAUGGACUGAAGGUCUCAUUCAACAAGAGAUGGAAAGCCAGUAAGCACAAAAAGGGGAAUGAAGCAUUCGAUGAUUUCGAGAGGGUGCGGACACUGGGGACUGGUGCAUUUGGAAGAGUUCUACUCGUCAAAUACAAACCCACGUCCCAGUAUUACGCAAUGAAGACUCUGGAGAAGGAGAAAAUCGUGAAGAUGAAGCAGGUUGAGCACACACUGAACGAGAAGAAAGUGCUUUAUGCAAUCAAGUACCCCUUUGUCGUCUCCAUGGAGUUCUUCUUCAUGGAUAAUUCAUUCAUAUACAUCGUAUUACCGUUCAUAAACGGCGGUGAGAUGUUCUCGCAUCUCAGAAAAAUGGGAAAGUUUGACGAAAAGUUGUCGCAGUUCUACGCAGCUCAAGUGGCGAUGGCUCUGGAGUAUCUGCAUUAUUGUGGACUCGUUUAUCGAGAUCUCAAGCCGGAGAAUAUUCUACUGGACCAGGAUGGCUACCUCAAACUGACGGACUUUGGCUUCUGCAAGAUGAUUGAGGGAAGGACCUGGACAUUGUGCGGAACUCCCGAGUACCUGGCGCCGGAGAUUAUUCUGUCCAAAGGAUAUGGCAAGUCUUGCGACUGGUGGAGUUAUGGAAUUCUCAUUUACGAGAUGAAUGCGGGAUAUGCGCCGUUUUACUCGCACGAUCCCAUGAGGAUUUACGAGAAGAUAGUGUCGGGAAAGUUCAAGUGCCCUAGUCACUUCAGCGACGAUUUGAGAGAUAUUUUGAGGAAUAUUCUUCAAGUAGACCUCACGAGACGCUAUGGAAACCUGAAGGAUGGCCCCUUGGAUAUUAAACGACAUUUGUGGUUUCGGGAUAUCAGUUGGGAUCAAAUUUACAACCGGAAAGUUGAGCCCUCUCAUGUUCCAAAGUGCAAAAAUGCCGGGGAUGACAGCAACUUCGAUCGUUACGACGAGGAGGAGAUUGUUGUUGGGUCUGAGGAUCGUUACGCGGAGGAGUUCGCGGAUUUUUGA